Molecule: messenger RNA, 1901 nt
Organism: Pelodiscus sinensis (Chinese soft-shelled turtle)
Lineage: Eukaryota; Metazoa; Chordata; Testudines; Trionychidae
Gene: NMI
Product: N-myc and STAT interactor
Cellular component (GO): cytoplasm
Source: RefSeq, a predicted model, not a curated record
GCUGGGGCCCCCACCGGCUCGGGGGCUACAGUGCGCCGGGGGACCCGACCCACACCCAGCAGCGCUGGCCUCGCCGCCGGCCCCUGCCCCUGGCUCAAUGGAUUUAACAAGUCAACCAUGUUCCUUAAAAGAUGAUACUACUAAUAUGAAAGAUACCAACCAUUCUGGCACGCAGAUAGAUGAGGUUAACAAUCUUAAAGAAGAACUAGAAAAAUCAAAGGAAAGACUUGAAAAAGCUCAAAAAGAAAAAGAUGAGCUCCUUCUUUUGAAACUAAGUGCUGAUGAAGAGAGAAAGAAGGCAGAAGAUGAGCUGAGAAAGCUAAUGGAUUCGGAAGAAGAGCUAUGUAAAGAAAGCAUAAUAAACAAGGAAAAUCAAGAGAGAAAUCUUAAUGUAGUGAAGCAACAAAAUAUUGAGCUGCAAAGAGAGAUUCAGAAGCUCAAAGAUGACCUUGCAGCAAAGAGUUUAAAGCUUUCACAGGAGUUUCGGAUUAAAAGAGUGAUACCUAAAAAGAAAAUGAAGUUUACUGGGAUGGAAAAUGCUGAGAAUGAUGAUGCAUUUUUGAAUACGUGCUGCCUUUUCCACAUAGCUGCAAAAAUUCCAUUCAGAUUGCAGCAAAGACAAGCUCUUCUCGCUUUUGAAGAGGAGGAUGUUGCCCAGAAACUGAUAAGAAGAGGUAAACAUACUGUGAGCCUGGAUGAUGAAAAGAUAGAUUUGAAAGCAAUGCCCAUAACAUUAGAAACGGGAGUCACAUUUGAGCUCCACGUAACAAUUUCGGGAGAGAAGAUCAAUGUUUCUGAAAUACCAGAUGAACCAAUACCUGAUGCCUGGAUAAGAGACAAGUUAGAACUGAAUUUCUACAAAUCCAAACAAGGGGGAGGAGAAGUAAAAAAUGUGAGCUACGACAGAAAGUCUCAUACUGCCAUUAUAACAUUCCUUGGACCCGGAGUUGCUGACAAUUUUGUGAGACGUACAACGUAUCCUUUCUGCAUCAGUGAAAAAUGCUUUAUGCUUACUAUUUCCCCAGUCAUAGAAAAGCACUUGGAAAAAUUUCAGGUAUUUUCUGGGAUUUCCAAGAGGACCAUACUGCUGUCAGGAACCCACAAGGUUGAGGAGGAUGAGGAGAGCAUACAGGAUAUGAUUGAAAUUCACUUUCAGAAGCCUAGCAAUGAUGGUGGGGAAAUUGAGAACAUCAAAUAUGUAGCAACAGGAACCAAACUAGCUUACUUUGAAGAAGAUACGGAGAAUGUGGCAUGAAAUAUUGUGGCUGGAGCUUCCACUUAGCCCAGUGUGGCAAAGUUGGAUGGAAGAAUGUUGCACUUUGUCUUUUUAAAUAUAUGUACUUUUUAAUCUUCAGAAUUUACACUUGCAGAGACGAACUGCCUUUCCUUCCCUUUGCAUAAUGAUGAGACUCAAGGGGUAGGUCUACACAGCAUUUAAACACCUGCAGCAGGCUUGGGUCAACUGAUUCAAGCUCACGUGACUUGGGCUGCAAGGCUGUAAAACUGCAGUGUAAAUGUUCAGUCUCAGGUUGGAGCCCUGUGACUCUGCAGGGUGGGAUGGCCCCAAUGACUGAAAAGCUUCACUGCAAUUUUACAAUCCUGCAGCCUGAGGCAGUUGACCCAGCCUAGCCUCAAGUGCUUAACGUCUGUGUAGACAUACUUUUAUGGUAUCAAGCACAGUGAUAUGAAACUCUUUUGUUCUGGCUUGUAGAGGUUCCUUGUAAAAUUCAACAAAUUUCACAAAACAAAGAUCUGGGUGCAAAAAAGCUCAUCUGAAAUCUUAGUUUGCCUAACUGUGGGUCUGCCAAAUCCCUAAUCCCACAGCAACACCUGAAACUUGAUGAAAGUUGCUUCUCGCAAAUCAGAUCUGAGUUUCAGAUUGAUAAUAAACUCCAAAACUU